Molecule: messenger RNA, 3294 nt
Organism: Agrilus planipennis (emerald ash borer)
Lineage: Eukaryota; Metazoa; Arthropoda; Insecta; Coleoptera; Buprestidae
Product: carboxyl-terminal PDZ ligand of neuronal nitric oxide synthase protein
Exons: 7
Coding region: 467-2704 (745 amino acids)
Molecular function (GO): nitric-oxide synthase binding
Source: RefSeq, a predicted model, not a curated record
CGUCGUUCAGUACGAACGUAUUCCUGUGUCGUCAGAUUAACACAACGCGAACGAGGAGAGAGCGACGGACGGUCAUGAGAGUCCGUCGCGACGCCAGUACCCUAUUCAACCGAUCAUCAAAACGUCCGUCCACGAAUUCGCGGUCGAUCCUAACAUAAAUACAUACACGCACGCAUACACAUCGACGCAUACAAACUAAAGACAUAUCAUAUUAUAUGCUGUCUAUGAUUGUGUUAUCUGAAACUUUUCUUUACGCGAAUCCAUGUGAAAUUAUUAUCUACCUAAAUAUACAAUAGUGUACCUUGAUCUUCUUAGAGAUCGUAAACACAAAGUGAAAGUGCAGUUAGUGUAAAUAAUCAAUACGGAAAAAGAUUUUACGAUAUGUUUUUCGAAAGGUGAUUAGUAGAUACGAAAUCAAUUUGGGAUGCAAACAGACAGUUCGUUGUUUUACAUUCGGUAAAGUAAAAUGGUUAAAUUGCGUCGGGGAAGUCUGGAAAUGGCAACCGACCAUCAAGAUGCAUAUAGGAAGAAACAGGACGUCCUCUCGAAAGCAAGGAAUAAGCUCUUUAGUUUUGGCGAGUCCAAUAAACCAAACAAAUCCGCCACGACAAACGGAGACAGCGAACAACAUUUAAAAAAGUCCCGAGCUCAGGCUACGAUAGACUACUUUUUUAAAUCCGGGUCGAAAAACAACGACAAAGUGUAUACAAAUCAGAAGACCCAAGUCAAAAAGACGACCCUACAAAAACAAAAUUCUAUCGGCUCUUAUCCUUACGACGGUUUCAAUUCCGAUGUAGAACCAGAGUUUUCCAUUAGCAGGUCUCGUCCUGCGACAAUUUGUACAGGAAGGACAACGGACGAGUGCAGGGAAACUGCCGCUUUGGCUUUAGAACGGCCCAGGAAGAAACAACUGUCGUUUAGGGAACCGGAAAUAUCCGGUUAUGCCACGCACGUUUCGAAAAAUAACGGAAAACAAAAUGGAAAAACAACUGUACAUUUAGAACCCAAAAAUAUCGGCCGAGACGAUUUUGACGACUUCGAAGACUUAGAGGGCCAAGCGAUGAGAGUGGUGAGGACCAUAGGUCAAGCAUUUGAAGUGUGCCAUAAGUUGUCCAUAAACGGCCCCGAGAUGGACUACGGCGACCAAGAUGAAGACAUUUUUACACAAGACUUAGUUAGUGAUCGAUUUAGCGACAUUCAUAGUGAUAAAUCAAAAAAAGAUAUGUUAUCGGAAGAGAGUGAAAAAAAAUCUGAACCUGAAGAAAAUAUUUACAAAGACAACAAUGGAAACGACACCAUUAGUCGAAACAGACAACAAUUAAGUGACAAUACAAUUUCGAUUGAUAACAGUUCUCCAAAGAAAGCUCAUACGGAUCGAAAAAACAGCGGUACUCAAUCGAAUGGCGGUAACAAUCCUACUAAUAUCACCGGCGGGGGAAACAGCAGUCACCUGUCAUCUUCCAGCGCCCUUUCGACACACCACGAACUGCAACUGCUCAAGGAACAGCUGGACCAACAAAUGCAACAGACUCAAGCUGCCCUUGGCCAGUUACAACUCGUUCGAGAACAAUUGGCAGCGGAACAGAGUGCGAGAAUGGAAGCUCAAGCGCGAACUCAGCAGUUAUUGGUGCACAACAAGGAACUGCUAGAUCACAUUGCUGCUUUGGUUUCACACUUACAGGGAAGUGAGAAAACCAGCGGGAUGCAGCAAAAUGUGCCACAUAUGAAUAUUCCUCAGCCUCAGUCUCAACAUAUACCAGUCAUGGAAGAUUAUAUCCAUCAAGAUCAUUCUGAACCAGGCUCAUUAGAACACAGUCCCGUGAUCCAGGGCCUGAUUGAAAACAGAGCCGUAACAUCCUGUCUUCCACCUUCUCCAAUUCGAACUUCAUUCAAUCCAUCCGGGGGCGUUUUCAAUUUCUCGUAUCCAACCCCUCAAGAUUUGUCUUUCGAAGCGCAACUUAUCCAACGUUUGCAAACCUUGUGUGGUUAUACACCACCUCCCCAGUACUCUUCCUACAACCCGUACAACCAAACGUACUUGAGUCCACUUUACAACCACGGUUCCUACACUCUACAACCUCCACCUCAAAAGAAACUGUCACCCUCUCUCCACGGGAGACAUUCGUACAGCGAGAGCCCCACAUCGGACAGGCGAUUUAGUCCUGCAAGGAAUACGGAUGAACAUCUACAGAACAUGCAACAAGUUUUGACCCAACAAAGCAACCAUCUGCUUCAAGUCAGUCAGAAUAUUCAGCAGAGACUGUCUCCUCAACAACUUUCACCAAAUCCCCAAGCCAACAAUACGCAGGACAGGAAGCUGUCCCCUCAACCUCAAAGGACAAGCCCGAAUCCAACAAUAUCUUCACAGAAUUCUUCACAAUCUUCUUCUCAAUCCUCGUCCCAGCAAAGGAUGUCUUCGAGGAGUGACAGUAGAGAAGCGCAAUUCAUAAAACCUCUGUCCCAAAUGGGAACUUUGACCACGACGGACACCGAAGGUAGAGUGCGAGUUAUUGUCCCAAUUCCUGCCAAUUCUUGCGACGACGAUAACGGCAACCUCAUGGCGUCCCCAAUGAGGCUGGGAGACGAUUUGAGGAGAAAUAUAACGCGUUCGACGAGCGAAAAAGUGCCACACAGGAGUGAACUUAUGUCCCAGGUAUUUGGACUUUUCAUGCUCUCUGAAGGUGGUGAAAUGGACAGAGCCUAAAACUACCUCCAAGGGACGAAGACCCAGGAAGAGGAAUCCGAAUGAUAUUUUUUGUGAUCUAUUAAUUUAAUAAUAAAUCUUAUACGUACUUUUAAAAAAUGGAUGCUAAAUGUUCAUACCUAAAACAUUUAAUUUCAAACGGACAGAAAAUGCUACCUACAUUUGUUUAUAAAUAGGUAGUAUAUGUGAGUUUGUUUAAACAUUAUAUAUAUAUACACAUAUCUAUUAUUUACUAUGAAUAGAAAACCGUCUAUUCGUGGAUGAUAUAGAAACAUAAGACGAGCGUUGCCAUUUCUCAAGCGGCCAAUUAAAGAUGGAAUUGAAGCAACAUGAAACUAUAAAGUAUUUCUGUAAAUAACGUAAAACAUAUUACAUACGUAUAAAAAUAUACUACAUAAAUUAGAUUACAAAUAUAACUUAUUAUUACUAUUACUAUACGUAACUGAUAAAAAUGUGUUAGUUUAUUUAAUUAAAUAAGUAGUUCAAGAUGGAUGAAUAUUUUUAUAUUUGACUGAGAGAUUGAGCUAAAAGAUUAAAUACAGUAUUGUUAGGUGCCAAAUGUAAGUAAACGUGUUAAAUAAUUAUAUUUA